AUGGCCCCCCGCUGCUUCAUCAUCCGCCACGGCGAAACCGAGUGGUCCCUCAACGGCCGGCACACAGGCAGCACCGACCUGCCACUGACUUCCAACGGGGAGAAGCGCAUCAAAGCGACUGGUAAAGCCUUAGUAGGGAAUGACCGGUUGAUUGCGCCGAAGAAGCUGGUUCAUGUAUACGUCUCCCCUCGCCACCGCGCGCAACGCACCCUCGAACUCCUCGAAAUCGGCUGUCGCGAGCGUCUCCCCUGGACAGAAGCGCGCAAGUCCGAGAACGAGGAGCCCAUCCGCACGGAAGCCAAAGUCGAGGUCACCGAGGCGAUCCGCGAGUGGGACUACGGCGAGUAUGAGGGCUUGACGAGCCCGCAGAUUCGCGAACAGCGCGCUAGGGAGGGGAAGGGGGAGAAGUGGGAUAUUUGGAAGGAUGGGUGUCCUGGGGGGGAAUCCCCCAAAGACGUCAUAACCCGCCUGGACGCCCUCAUCGCCGAAAUCAGAACCAAACACCACGGGCCCUGUCUCGACGGGUCCACCGAAAAGGGCGACGUGCUUCUCGUCGCGCACGGGCAUAUUCUCCGCGCGUUUGCGAUGCGCUGGACAGGGAAGUCGCUGGAGGAGACGGCUUUGAUUCUGGAGGCUGGUGGUGUAGGGACUCUUAGUUACGAACACCGUAACAUCGACGAACCGGCCGUGAUUCUCGGAGGAGGAUUCGUGGUGGAUACUUAG
This is a messenger RNA of Aspergillus campestris IBT 28561, 723 nucleotides long. Its product is annotated as histidine phosphatase family protein. Gene Ontology annotation, molecular function: sedoheptulose-bisphosphatase activity. The record is from RefSeq and is a predicted model, not a curated record. Gene Ontology annotation, biological process: ribose phosphate biosynthetic process. The transcript is spliced from 4 exons. Lineage: Eukaryota; Fungi; Ascomycota; Eurotiomycetes; Eurotiales; Aspergillaceae. Bases 1 to 723 code for a protein of 240 amino acids.